AUGACGUUAGGCCGUCAAGGCAAAGUUAAAGAAGCUAGGAAGGUGUUCGACGAAAUGCCUCAAAGAGAUGUUGUUUCUUAUGCUUCAAUGAUUACUGUUUAUUUAAAACAUAAGGAUCUUCCUAAAGCUGAGAGGUUGUUUUAUUCCAUGCCUGAGAGAAAUGUAGUGUCUGAUUCUGCUAUGGUUCAUGCAUAUGCUAAAGUUGGCAGACUCGAUGAGGCUCGAAGAAUCUUUGAGCGAAUGCCUGAUAGAAACGUUUAUGCGUGGACCAGUUUGAUUUCUGGGUAUUUUCAGAACCGUAGAGUGGAUGAAGCUCGAAAGUUGCUUCAAGAAAUGCCUGAGAAAAAUGUGGUUACCUGGACUACAGCAAUGGUGGGCUUUGCUCAAAAUGGUUUGAUUAUUGAGGCACGGCGUAUUUUUGAUCAGAUUCCUCAAAAAACUGUCAUUGUUUGGACGGCGAUGACCAGGGUUUAUGUUGAAGAUAGUCAGGUGGAUCAAGCUCUUGAGCUCUUUGAUAAGAUGCCUGAACAUAAUUUAUAUUCUUGGAAUGUUAUGAUUCAAGGUUGUUUACAUGAUAACAGGGUGAACAAAGCUUUGGAACUAUUUAACGCAAUGCCAUGGAAAAAUGCAGUUUCUUGGACAACUAUCGUUACUGGUCUUGCACGAAAUGGGUUGAUAGAAUUGGCAAGAGAGUACUUUGAUCAAAUGCCAAAUAAGGAUCCAGCUGCGUGGAACGCUAUGAUAACGGCCUAUGUUGAUGAAGGCCUAGUGUCUACGGCCAAUGCACUUUUUGAUUUGAUGCCUAAUAAAGAUAUU
This is a messenger RNA of Nicotiana tabacum (common tobacco), 816 nucleotides long. NCBI's taxonomy places the organism in Eukaryota, Viridiplantae, Streptophyta, Magnoliopsida, Solanales, Solanaceae. The record is from RefSeq and is a predicted model, not a curated record.